AUGCUGGCUCAUCUCACCACCACCACUGUGCUCGUGGCCGCCUUGAUGGCGGCCGACGCCGCCGCGCAACCCAUCGAACGCCGGGGCUGCGCUAAGCCUCUGAAGUCGCGCGGCGCCUCAUCGAAGCGUGGCUUCUCCUGGCCGGGCCAGGAGGGCCAGCAAGGCCACUUUGCCGGCCAGCUGACGCAGGACGGCACGAUGACCUGGUUCUGGAACUGGGGACUGUGGAAGACGGAUAUCCCCCAGGCGCCCGAGUGGAACGGCGAGCACCUGAACGAGCUGGACGGCAACUGCCCCGGCAUGAUCUUCGGCUUCAACGAGCCCGACCACACGGCCGUGGGCCUCUCGGCCAACAUGGGUGUGGACGACGCCGUGUGGGCGUGGAAGGAAGCGAAGAGGAAGUGCCCGAAUUCCAAGUGGGGUUCUCCGGCGCUUUCGGGUCCGCACCACAUUGACUGGCUCAAGAGGUUCUUCGACGGCAUCUGUCCCGGCGGCCUUGACGGAUGCAGCGACGCGCCCGACUACAUCAACUUCCACACGUACCAGAGCGACAUCCAGAAGCUCAAGAACGACGUGAACACGAUGAAGCAGUUUGGGCGUCCCCUGAUUCUGUCCGAGUUUGCAUGCCACGACUUCUCGGACGCGCACCAGGAGUGCACCGACGUGAUGCAGUAUGCGCGCGAGGCGUUCGACUUCCUCGACAACGACGACAUGAUCUACCGCUACUCGUGGUUCGGCGCUAUGGCGGACGCCAACCACCUCGGUGGCGUCAGCCGCGUCAACAUGCUCAUCGAAGACGGAGGCAAUGGUCUCACGCCCCUUGGCCGGUUGUAUCUCGGCCAGAUCGAGUGA
Messenger RNA from Trichosporon asahii var. asahii CBS 2479, 852 nucleotides. RefSeq lists its product as uncharacterized. Gene Ontology annotation, cellular component: fungal-type cell wall. The transcript is spliced from 3 exons. The record is from RefSeq and is a predicted model, not a curated record. The coding region runs from base 1 to 852 and encodes 283 amino acids. NCBI's taxonomy places the organism in Eukaryota, Fungi, Basidiomycota, Tremellomycetes, Trichosporonales, Trichosporonaceae. Gene Ontology annotation, biological process: fungal-type cell wall polysaccharide metabolic process.